UUCUUUGCUUCGUCUUCAUGCUUGACUUCUUCAUUCUCUGCUUUGUAUUUAUUCUCUCCUAAAUCGAAGAACGUUGUGAAAUUAUCUUCUUGUCUUCUUAAACAAUAGCUACAUCGGAGCAAGAUCGAGAUCAAGAAUAAUCUCGAGCAAUCACAAUGGCCAUAACUCCCUCCACAAACGCCUAUCCUAAGGUGGCCUUCAUUGGCCUCGGAGCCAUGGGCUUCGCCAUGUCAACACAUCUCGUGCGAACAGGAUUUCCAGUCAUCGGCUACGAUAUCUAUGGCCCGACGCUGGAUCGAUGGCAAUCGACGUGCGACGAGAUAUCCGGGUCAAAAGCUACCACCGCUAAAUCUCCAUCAGAAGCAGUCCAGGGCGUUUCAGUGGUGUGUUUAAUGGUCGCAAAUCAUCACCACGUCCACUCCGCGUUGUUUGAUGAUAAAGUCGGAGCUGUCCAUGCCCUUCCCAAGGACUGCACGGUGAUAAUUCAUGCCACGAUUCCGCCCACCGAGCCAUCAUCUGUACGCGUGAGACUGACGGAGGACUUCAAACGCCCUGACGUAAAGUUGAUUGAUGCGCCUGUGUCUGGUGGAGCGGCGAGAUCCAUUAACGGCACUUUGACAAUAAUGGCUGCGUCCGACAGUCCCAAGAAUCUAGAACAACCUGACGCAAGGGCCGUUCUCGACAAUGUAGCCAGCAAGGGCAAGACACUCUUCAUCAUUCCUGGCUCUUUAGGUGCUGGCCAAUCUGCCAAAGCGCUCAACCAAGUGCAAGCGGGCAUCCAUAUCCCCUCCGCAUCGGAGAUCAUGGGCCUAGCGGCGGUCCACGGUGUUGACACGCAGAAGUUCUAUGACUACCUCGUCUCGAAAGACGGUUCAGGCAAGAAUCCGGUGGGCUGGAGUUGGAUGCUGGACAAUCGCGGACCGAGAAUGCUAAGUGCGACCCCACCCAUGGCAUCUGCUACCCUUAUCAUCAACAAGGAUGUUGGUAUCAUCCGGGACGAAGAGACAAGACUCAACGUCGCAUUGCCGCUCUUGAACAGGUCAAGCGAAGUCCUCAAGGACGUGAUGCAAACCCACGCUACGGCCGACGAUAGUUGCAUCGUACAGUACUAUCUGGGCUUCGGAUCUGACAAGGAGAACUUGGUCGUUGAACUGGCAGGCAAGCCUACCGUCUCGGCCAGUGAACAAGAUAGCCUGAUCCAGGACUUGGCUACAGCACAUGGAAUCAUCCACCUCGUUUCUGCGUUUGAGACAAUCAGCUUUGCACAAGCUCUCGAUCUCAUGCGUCCCGAGCAACGAAAGCAAUGGUUCACCUUGAUCUCCGGUGCCGCAGGUGGCAGUACGAUUUUCUCAGAUGUCAUCCCAAGAGCAUUUGAAGAUACAGAAGGCAUUGAAGCAGCUUUUAAAAAGUAUGCAAAGGAGAAGUUUGGAGGUGCUUCAGACAAGGUGCUUAAUCUCAUCAAGCAUGCUAAGAGCCAGAAUUAUGAGCCACGAAUCCUAGAGGCUGCCAUGAGCCAUUUCCAGAAAUUCAUUCAGGCAUAGACAAUCAUGCGUCCUGGCCAAUUAUCUUCAAUUGGCUUCGACCUCGUGCAUUUCAAAUAUGGCGCUUUGGUGUUUUGGAAUCAUCGGAAUUGCUGCCGCAAGCAAGAGACUUCCUCGAAGUGGUAGAUACGAGUCUCAGUAUAGGCUCCUUUGGUAUUGGUACCGCUUUCGUUGUCUCUGUCACGAGAGCAGAUAUCAAUGAGGAAUUUGUGGCCCGUGAGAAAGUUGGACUAUCAUCCAAGGUUUUCAGUAUCAAGCAAAAGUCAGAAAGAUUUGUGCCCAGUUAGGCCCACCAACCUGGGGCCAGCUUUGGGGGCAUGUCUAUC
Messenger RNA from Exophiala oligosperma, 1867 nucleotides. RefSeq lists its product as uncharacterized. Gene Ontology annotation, molecular function: NAD binding; oxidoreductase activity; NADP binding. The transcript is spliced from 2 exons. The record is from RefSeq and is a predicted model, not a curated record. Lineage: Eukaryota; Fungi; Ascomycota; Eurotiomycetes; Chaetothyriales; Herpotrichiellaceae. Bases 156 to 1541 code for a protein of 461 amino acids.